CAUCUACUUGCCCGCUCCCAACCCUUGCAAAGCCCACGAUUCGUCGCAACUUUAGCUAUGGCUUCCAGGCUCCAGCUCUUGCCUUCCUUCAUUGCAAUUGCGGUUCUCGCGGCGGUUAUCCAUCCCUGCGCAUCCGUUGAGUUCCACCGCAAGCUCUCCAGUUGGUCUAAUGCCGGCGCGACGUGGUAUGGCGCCGCCAAUGGCGCCGGGAGUGAUGGCGGUGCGUGCGGGUACAAGGGCGCCGUCGACCAGGCACCGUUUUCGUCCAUGAUCGCCGCUGGCGGCCCUUCCCUCUACGCCUCUGGCUUGGGCUGUGGAUCUUGCUACCAGGUGAAAUGCACCGGUAACGCCGCGUGCUCGAGCAGCCCGGUGACGGUCGUCAUCACGGACCAGUGCCCCGGCGGCCCUUGCUUGGAAGAGCCGCACUUCGACCUGAGCGGGACGGCGUUCGGUGCCAUGGCGAAGCCCGGCCAGGCCGACCAGCUGCGCGCCGCCGGCGUUCUCCAAAUCCAGUUCACCCGCGUGCAGUGCAACUGGGCGGGAGUGAAGCUAACCUUCGUCGUGGACGCCGGCUCGAACCCGAACUACUUCGCCGUGCUCGUACAGUACCAGAACGGCGACGGCGACCUCUCGGCCGUCGACCUCAUGCAGAGCGGCGCCGCGGCGGCAUGGGCGCCGAUGCAGCACUCGUGGGGCGCUGUCUGGAAACUCGACGCCGGGUCGGCCCUGCAGGCGCCGCUCUCCCUCCGCCUCACGUCCAGCUCUGGCAAGAAGCUCGUCGCCAGCAACGUCAUCCCCCUCGGGUGGAAGGCCGGCUCUGCGUACCAGUCGGCGGUCAAUUACUAGCUAAUCCGUAUGGGUUUUCUAUAUAUACGUACUUGUAUUGUAUUGCAUGCACGUACGGGAUGGUGCAACAUGCAUGCAACCAAAUAUGCA
This is a messenger RNA of Hordeum vulgare subsp. vulgare (domesticated barley), 936 nucleotides long. Its product is annotated as expansin-B15-like. Bases 58 to 846 code for a protein of 262 amino acids. Gene Ontology annotation, cellular component: extracellular region. Gene Ontology annotation, biological process: sexual reproduction. NCBI's taxonomy places the organism in Eukaryota, Viridiplantae, Streptophyta, Magnoliopsida, Poales, Poaceae. The transcript has 4 exons. The record is from RefSeq and is a predicted model, not a curated record.